AUGGUAUUUGCGUGCAUAUAAAAUACGUUGUUUUUUCCUCCCUUGCUGCUGCUGUUGCUGCUGCUGCUGUUGUUCUUGUUGUUGUUCAUAUGAAUAUUGGUUUGCCCGUGCUCAUUCUCCUUUUCCAAAUGCGACGUUAUUGUUGUAAUCGGUGUAUGUUGUGACGUCGUGCAUUUUUUCUUCCUUUUGCUCUCGUGUAUUUUAUUUAACUGGUGAGUAUUCGUUUCCACGUUCUCUCUGCCAUACCAACAACAACAACAACAACAAUCGAAAAAGUACACACACUGUACAGUCACAGCGCAUAGAUUUUCCAUUCAAUUGAAAUCAGCAAUUGCAGACAGCAGCAAAGAGAUACUUUUCGCUCGCGUACACUCUUUGACGACAUACAUUCAAAAAAAGAAAAGAAAAAGGAACGGGUUAAAAAAUCAUCAUAACGAAUCGUCGCUCACUCGUUCGAUGUGUGUCUUUUUUUAGUAUUUAUUGGUGAAGUGAAAUGUCUAACGAUUUGUUUUCAAUACAAAAGAAACAUUGCGCCAUUGUCUCCCUCUCAGACCAUUUUCGGCUGAAGAUAAGAUAAGUUGAACAUCUUGAGAUGUUCGUAAUUUUUAUUGGGCAACUAUCUUUAAGUGUGUGUUAAUUGCAAAGUCAAUUCGAAAUGAUUUUGAACCAAAACGAUGCUAAGUGAUUUUCUAAAUUGAAAAUAAAAAGAGAAAUGUAUUGAAUAUUCAGUGUCAUCGAAUUGGUUAAAUUGGACAAAGGAGAUCGAGUUUGUGUAAGGAACGACGAAAAAAAGCGCGCGCGACAGUAAUUCAAAGAUGAUGAAACGUUGCUUUUAAUAUGUGAAAUGAAGUGAAAUGUCAAAAAACCAAAACAGAUCAUUAUCGUCGACAAUGAUAGUGGACAUGGAUAUGAUUGGACUAUGUGUGAAGCGACAACGUAAACAAAUGAAUGAAUGUAAACUAAAUCAUGAUACUGAUUGAAAAUUAAUGAAACUUUUGAAAUAAAUAUAAACACUCUGUGUGUGACCGACCAACCGACCGCCUCAUCACAUGAUUUUCACUGUAGUGUUCGUGCGACGGGGUGAAAUGAGAAGCUAAGUUUGUCUAUGGCUCAAAAAUUGUAUACAUACACACGUUGUGGGUUGUUUUUCAUUCUCUGCUUUCUUCGUGUUGUUCAAGAACGCGUUCAAAAGAUACAAACGGAACUGUGCACUGAACUGUGAAAUAAACAGGAACAUACAGACAAAUAACACGGCGCGCGUGUUAUCGCGAUUUUGUAAAUCGACGACAACGGAUUUGUUAAUCAAUAGUAAACCACUUAAAAAUCAAUUACUGCGUCCAAUUGAGAAAAGCAUCGAAUUUACUACACUAAAUUGAACUACAUUAUAUAUGUGCACUAAAUCUGGUUGAACAUGUCGUCAUCUCAGAUAGCUGAAAACUAUCAAUUGAAGUGGCACUCCCAUUUAACCAAUUUAAAUUCAUCGGUUGCCACGCUUUUCAGAAAUGACAAGUUCGCCGAUGUGUUGCUAUUCACAAGUCAAAUGGAUGGUGGUUGCGGUAUACCAGCUCAUAAGAUAAUUCUCAGCUCGUGCAGUCACUUUUUUGCACAAGUAUUUGAUUUGAAUCCAGCGCCACCUAAUUCCAUGGUUUAUAUCGUCCUGCCACCCGAAAUAAGCCGAAGAUCGAUACAGAUUUUAAUUCAAUAUAUGUACAGCGGCGAAGCAACCGUAUCGAACGAUAUAUUAAAUGAAGUACUCCAUGGAGGUGAAUUGUUAAAAAUUCGCGGAUUGUGUCGCAAUAAACAAGCUCAGCAGCCUACAUCAUCGCUGAAUGAGUCAAGUUCAUUGCAUUUUUCAUCGUCUUCAGCCGUUCCCGUCGAAACGGUUUGCGAUAAAAUCAUGUACGAUCAACCGCACACUGAACGAAUGGCCAAUAAUAAUGCGAUAAUUAAAGAAAGCCCCGUCAUAGUAACAUCACCACAGCACAUGGGCAAUGCAUCGGUCGCACACAAACCUACAUCAUCAUCGUCAUCAUCCACAUCGUCGGCAAUCACAUCCGUGUCGGGCUUAUGCCCACCGGAUCAGGACAUUUCGAAAAGGAAUGCCAUGAGUUAUGGCCUUAAAUCGACUGUGGUUCGAAAUCAUUGCACCUACAAUUCAUCGACAACGCCAUUACAUCUCAAAUCAUCUGUACACAAUGAACUUGGUGGCCAUAUGCCACCGCCUGUACCACAAAUCACAUCAUCAACAUCAUCAUCGCUCAUCCAUUCGCCCGAUUCGCACAGCAGCAGCUCAAGCAAUCCAAAUAGCAUGGGCAUAAAAAAGGAAUCAAUGACAAUCAAUGCAAUGAAUGAGGAUUUGGUGAGUGUGCCAGCAUCACAUUACGGUUUGGUAUCAUUGCAAAUAGCGGCCGCUGUGAAAAAAGCACAACAAAUAUCCGAAAAACGUUGCGCAAACAGCACAUCACAUUUAUAUCCAAAAGCACACAUUUCCAAUACCGUUGUGAACAACAAUCAUGAAACGCAGUCACAGGCCGGCGUCGGGAUCAAUAUCGUCGGCGGCGUCGAACUGCACGGCAAACAUAUUGAAAAUGGCAAUAGUUCAACGGCAACGAUAACAACGACCUCAACUAAUAAUAAUUUUGUUCGACGAUACAGCGAUGAUUAUUUUGCCAAGGAUGACCUUCCAAGUGGAAGCCAUUUGCAUCAUCAACAGCAACCAGAUUUCAGUAGGAAAUCUGACAAUGAGCAACAACAGCAGAAGCAAUCUCGUAUCAAUUCCACAAGCAACUUUGAUAAGAUCACAUCACCAAUGGCACAGCAGCAAACCGCCCAAAUGCCGGAAGAUCUUCAAAUGAUGUCAAUCAUCAAACAGGAACCACCGGAACCAGUUGAAUGGCCCGAUUUCGAGCAUGAAAAUGCCAGUCUCAACAAGUCUAGCAUUGAGGUUGCCGUCAAACCGGAACUCGUUUACUCAAAGGGUGACACUGACGAAGAAGCCGAAUGGGUUCGUCACAUCGAGAGCCAUUCCGAAACGUCACACUGUGUACCCAAGAAGCGGAAACACAUCGAGUCGAGUACACUGUCGGAGAAUAUAGCUGCGUUGCGUUGUGAUUUGUGCGAUAUGUACUUUGUGACGCCUGCUGAAUGGGUACGACAUGUUCAAAAUCACACGGAAACCGAGCUGGCGCUAUCCAAUAACAGUGCAUCGCUACGCCAAAAUAACAACACCGUCACCAGUGCAAGCAGUCAUCGUUCGUCGAGGCAUCAACACAUCGAAACCACCAAAUAUGGUCAUUCACAAACCAAUUCACACAGAUAAACAAAUUCCCAUCAAUGGAUGCAAACACGUGCUCACACUGCUGGAGUUAAAGAACACCGUAGGGCUUCGAACAAUCUCUUUUCAAGCACACACAAUUUUGAAUUUGAAUCAAAGCAGGAGAGAGGAGGAAAAAAUAGUAGAAAACCAAUCAUCGUAAACCAAAUGAGUUGAAAUGGAGAAGAAGAGACAAACAGAGCCGAUGGCACGGACAAUAAACAUUGAUCCCCAGUGAAAACAGAACGAAAAAUUAAGGAAGUAUGGCUCACCGUGAUAAAUAAAAAAAAAUGCUAAUUUUUAAGGUCACAGAUAACAUAUAUUUACAUUAUACUAUAAGCUGAGUUUUUGAAAACUAAAAAAAUACAACAACAACAAAUGCUCUCUUAUGUAAGUUAAACAACAACAACAAAAAUUUACCCCAUGCGACCCAAACCUUUGAAUCAUUUCGGGCGCGCAACUCUAGCUUCUAAGAUCGAACUAUUUUUUAUCAAUUUCUUAAUUAAAUUCUCAAUAGAUCUUAAAAUUUAUCCACUAUCUCUAUUGUUCGUAGCUCUAUUAUUCGUGUAUCUCUGCUAACAAACAAACAAACAAGAAAAAAAACAAUGGCAAAAAAAUUAUUACGAAUAAACUUUUUCUGUAGAUGAUUUGUAAACAUAUAUGAUCAAAUGUGUGUUUAUUUGCAGCAAAAAAAUAAAUAAAUGCAAAUUCGAUCCACGGGGAAAAAACAGACAAAACUAAAGUCAAAAUUUGUUCCUUAUGAUAUUUUAGCCACAAAAAUUGUAUUCCAAAGCUAAAACAUACACACACACACAUAUAUAUAUAUAUAUAUUUUCAAUGGUUCCAGUAGCAUUGGUUGUAUUAUUUAGGGUAUUUUUAUUCGAUUUAUUUUUACUUUUUUUUCUACCAAUUUUACUAACAUUACAUCAUUUUAUUCUUUUGAAUUUAUAAGGCACAAAUUUUGCUAUUAAUUUUUCCAUCUGCAUCUAUUUCAAUUCGUCAUCGCAUUUCAAUAUUUAAAAAACUCUCUUUCUCGCGAUACAAAAUGGAUUUAAAAGAAUUUACUGCUUAACCGCCAUUAUUUUUAGCCAUAACUUGGAAAGAAAAACAAAAAUGGAAAUUAAGGAAUAGUUUAAGUGAAACGAAGUAGAAGAAGAAACAAAUAAAAAAGAACACAUUCAUCCAUUUUCGAUACAACGGAUCAUUUAAUGAUCGAAACAUGCAAAGCCUAAACUCAAUUUCACACGUAGACGUAAAAUUAUACAGAUCUUCAUAUUUCUAUGUAGUUGAAACAAUACCAUUUCUACAUUAUGUACAAAAAAUACCCAAAAAGUAUUUCUAUUUCGGUGAUUCCAUUUUCAAUUUAAGAAUCUAAUCUUUUAACGUACCCGAAAAUUAGAAAACAACAACACCUUUUAUUUUUAGCUGUUUUUUUAUAUACCUUUUUGGAAUGUUUUUAUUCGAUCGUUUUUUUCUUUGUUUGGCUUUCGAAACAGUUUUUGUUACAGUAUUGUUCUUGUUUUUUUUUGUACUUGUUUCUAAACCCAAUUCAAGCAAUAAUUAUAAACAAAUAAAAUAAUAAUGUAGAAUUCUGUGAGAAAAUAUACUAUAAUAAUUCUUGUGACAGAUCGUAACAUAACAAAAAAAAAUUGAUAUGAGAAAAUAACACAUCUGUGUCAUGUGUAAAUAACUAUUGGAUUGUGAAAAUGAUGAUGAUGAACAAUUGCAGUAAAAACCAAAUUAAAACUUAUUGUAAUAUUUAAAACUCAAAUGAUUACUGAAGAAUCAGCGAACAUACAAAGCAAAAAAAAUUUUUAAAAAAACUAUAUUUUUUGUAUAAAUCAAACAAA
Sitodiplosis mosellana (orange wheat blossom midge) is the source of this 5163-nucleotide messenger RNA. Its product is annotated as broad-complex core protein. The record is from RefSeq and is a predicted model, not a curated record. Gene Ontology annotation, cellular component: nucleus. Gene Ontology annotation, molecular function: protein binding. The coding region runs from base 1412 to 3319 and encodes 635 amino acids. Lineage: Eukaryota; Metazoa; Arthropoda; Insecta; Diptera; Cecidomyiidae. The transcript has 11 exons. Gene Ontology annotation, biological process: regulation of transcription by RNA polymerase II.